AUGUUAUCCACAGGCAUACCUCAUCAUAGCUACAUUGGUGCUCCGACGUUGUUAAACGGUCAUACGUCCACCAUCGAGUCUUUGUCGUCAAACGGACUUUCAUCAUACUCGUUUUCCCAUCACCCGAAGUCAAUGAUGAAUAAGCGACAUCACCCUUACGGUUCCCCAAGCCCCGGAGGACUCCAACCCCUGGGCCAUCUUGGUAGCGGUUCACCGACAACAGGACCAAUCCGUCGCAGAAUCAGCAGAGCUUGCGAUCAAUGCAACCAACUAAGAACAAGAUGUGAUGGUAAAAUGCCAUGCCAACAUUGUAUCGUUAGAACGUUGGUUUUAACCGGUGAGUUGGGUGUUCUUGUAGACUUCAACCUUGACUGCAAAUACAAUCGAGAGCGUAAGAAGCGAGGCAAGGCAUCAAGAAAAGAUAUUCAAAAUGCACAAGCUGCUGCUGCUGCUGCGGCCGCUGCAACCUCUACGCCUACCGCUGGUGGGUCUGUCGAGGAGAAUGGCGAAUCACAAACCCCAGUGGCCAUGAUGCCUACAUCUGCAUCAAGGGAAUCUUUCUCUGAGCUGCCACCACCGCCUCGUCCAGACUUGGGAUUUCCAAGGCCCAAUAGGUCAUCUGUUGGCUCCACACAUACAGCAUCCAGUGACCAAAGCGAUUUCUCUCCAAGCCAAAUGCAACAGCAACACCACCACCAUAGACUGCCAUCUCAACAUCACCACCACUUGCCAACACCAGACUCGCCUACCCAUAUGGCCCAUAUAAGCGAUCAAUCUUUUGCGCAAGUGCCAUAUGGGAGGAUGCCUCAGUACCAGCCCCAACAAAACGGCCUGAUGAGUGGCGCCAGAAUGCUCCCGCACCCUCAACUCCAGACUCAUGCUGCCCAGCCGAUGCCUAACCAAAGCUAUGGCCACGACUUCAUGAUGAUCUCUCCUCAACAUCAAGCCGGGCCUCAAGGUGGUUUGAGUCUAUCGAGUGCAGGCAUCUCACCACUGGCGGGUCUUCUGGGCCAAUCUCCGGACAAUCAGUCCCCUGGCUGGCUCUCAUUGCCAUCGCCACCUACUCCAAUGCACUCGAAUCCAAAUCAUCUGAGGUACCCCGUCCUUUUGCCUAUUCUCCCCCACUUGCAACAAAUAAUUCCAACACAUCUUGCUUGCGAACUUCUAGAUCUCUUCUUCCUGAAUCCGAUUCUCUCAUUCUUCCAGCCGGCGUCUCCGUAUGUUCUAUGCCACGUCUUGCGGAAGAAGUCAGUUCUGCAUCCGACACAUCCUCGAUUGACUACGCCGGCACUCCUGGCAUCGAUGCUCUGGAUUGCGGCUCAGACUUCGGAUGCUCCAGCCCUUACGGUUUCUCCCAGUGCUCGGGGCCGGAUUUGCCAGAAACUGCUGGAGAUGUGCAUUGGUUUUCUGAGACCGUUGGUCCAUAUUCCCCUGGGUUCAGUGGCGGUCGGCUCCUCCCACUCAUCGCAUGAGAACGAAAACGCGGGAAUGGGGCUUGGAGGUUUAGCAUCACCAGGCCCAACAGGUAGAGAAGGUGUUGUGGGAGCUGCUGGGACUGUUGACGAUAUUCUUACGUAUAUACAUUUAGCUACAGUUAUUUCUGCUUCGGAGUUUAAAGGCGCAUCUUUACGAUGGUGGAACGCGGCAUGGGCUCUAGCAAGGGAGCUCAGACUGAACAGGGAAGUUAGUGACCAACCGGAACUAGAACAGGAGGAAGGAGUCGUACCAAAUACACGGUCAACAAUCGGCGAAGAGGAAAAAGAAGAGAGGCGCAGGAUUUGGUGGUUAUUGUAUAUUGUCGAUAGACACCUUGCCUUGUGCUACAACCGACCAUUAGCUCUUCGAGAUAUUGAGUGCGUUGAUUUGCUACAGCCAAUGGAUGAUACGAGAUGGCAGAACGGUGAUUUCUACGGGUCCCAUGAGAACAGCAAUGGGCAAGACCUCGCGGACCCGUUCCAUCCCUUGAAUCAGGUACCUAACAUUUAUGCCUCUAACCCUUCACCUCCACCAUCGAUCUCAUCAAAUCCUCAACAGGCAAAUCGAUGUGCGGGACCAACAAUCCAGGUCACAGGACCAAGUCUCUUCGGUUUCUUCCUCCCUCUCAUGACAAUUCUGGGAGAAAUAGUGGACCUUCAUCACGCAAGGAAUCAUCCAAGACUCGGGCAGGGUUUCGGUGGCUCUGGUGCAGAUUGGGAAGACCAAGUUGCAGAGAUCCAGAGCCAACUCGACAUGUACGAACGAAGCCUGUCAGACUGGGAGCAUAAUAGGCUUGAUACCGACCAAGAGAAACCACGCGACGAUGCUGUUAAUAUGAAUGGACAGCAACAGGCCGCUGAAACACUCCCCGAAACUACCGAGGCUCGUCUGCAGGGUAACAAUGGCGACACAUUAACAGAUCCUGCUAUUGCCCCUCCACCAGCUCCUGCCGCCGAUAAGUCUUCUUCUCCUCUUUCCGGGGACCAAAUGCAGAAAAAGAUUGCUCUAGCAUACGGAACACAUGUUCUUCAUGUUCUCCACAUACUCCUAUCUGGAAAAUGGGACCCCAUUAGCAUGCUUGACGAUAACGAUCUGUGGAUUUCGUCGCCCGGUUUCAUCUCUGCUACCGCGCAUGCCGUCUCAGCAGCGGAAGCGAUAGGAAACAUCCUCAAAUACGACCCCGAUUUAAGUUUUAUGCCAUAUUUCUUCGGUAUCUAUCUGCUCCAAGGUAGCUUCCUUCUUCUUCUUAUCGCAGAUAAACUUCAAGGGGAGGCGUCGCAGGCAGUUGUUGGUGCUUGUGAAACUAUCGUCAGGGCUCACGAAGUGUGUGUGGUUACUCUAAACACGGAAUACCAACGAAACUUCCGUAAAGUCAUGCGAUCCGCACUAGCCCAAGUACGUGGCAGAUGCCUACCCGAAGACAUGGAAGAACAGAAGCAAAGACGCAGAGAAGUCCUUAUGCUUUACCGAUGGUGUGGGGAUGGGCAUGGUUUGGCACUUUGA
Molecule: messenger RNA, 2979 nt
Organism: Orbilia oligospora ATCC 24927
Lineage: Eukaryota; Fungi; Ascomycota; Orbiliomycetes; Orbiliales; Orbiliaceae
Exons: 2
Coding region: 1-2979 (992 amino acids)
Biological process (GO): DNA-templated transcription; regulation of DNA-templated transcription
Molecular function (GO): DNA binding; zinc ion binding; DNA-binding transcription factor activity, RNA polymerase II-specific
Source: RefSeq, a predicted model, not a curated record